This is a messenger RNA of Macrobrachium nipponense, 6226 nucleotides long. RefSeq names its product anaphase-promoting complex subunit 1-like (gene shtd). Gene Ontology annotation, molecular function: molecular adaptor activity. The transcript has 21 exons. Lineage: Eukaryota; Metazoa; Arthropoda; Malacostraca; Decapoda; Palaemonidae. Gene Ontology annotation, biological process: metaphase/anaphase transition of mitotic cell cycle; protein K11-linked ubiquitination; anaphase-promoting complex-dependent catabolic process. Gene Ontology annotation, cellular component: anaphase-promoting complex. Bases 150 to 6155 code for a protein of 2001 amino acids. The record is from RefSeq and is a predicted model, not a curated record.
CUGGAGCCUUGAUUCCCAAUCUUCGGUGACAUUCUCUAUCCUACGAAAUGUAAACAAUUCGUUCUUUUUGAACGAAGAGUUCUUCUGUCAUUACUCCUUAACUGUUCGUUGUCUUACCAGCGGUGAUCAAUCUGGAUGUUGACGACAUCAUGAUAUCAUGUGGGGAUGCACAGGAGUAUGUUCCAUAUGGGAGAGAUUAUAUUCAACACCAUCCAGGAGAGGUUCGGCUACAAUCUUCGCAUUCAUGUCCUGCACCUCCACAUAUAGAUCUUUUGCGACAGCUGAAUACUGUUUCUUUGAAUGAGUCAAAGGACUGGUGGGACGUCAGAAUCAGCAGAGAUGGCUUGACAGAGGAGGAAGUUUAUGUCUCUGGUACGACAAUGAUCUGGUCCCGAGGACAUGCAGGUCAGAUGGGAUGUCGUCAGGUUAUCAAAUGCAUCACUUGUGACUCUCCAAUCCAGCAAGUUGCAUUUACAACUUUCUACACUUACCCAGAUCAACCAACACUAUUAGGAGAAUCUGUUCCUGAGGAGCCAACUGGAGAUGCUUUACCUAGUAUUUGCAUUGUUGAAAGUGAUACCCUCAGCGUUUACACAGAAGAUGGAGAGGAUUUUUCGGUUUCUCUGCCUUUUCCUGUCAGAAAAGUUUGGCCAUGUAAGUAUGGAAUUGUUCUGGAACGCCAGGUGCCUGCCUCUGAAAUUGCUUCACCUAAAUCUGAGAGAGAGAGACUUCCAUUGCUCUUCAGUCUUCUGCAUCCUUUAGAUGAAAUCAAUCCUUUGUUGAGUAAAACUAGUUACAGUGGAUCUGGAGGGACUGCAUUUAUGAAUGAUUUGACUCAGCAGGUUGUCUUUAUUUCUGAAGAUCCAUCUCUUUGUAUCCUUUACAAUUCAAGCAACAAUACACAUACAUUUUGGAAAGUUCGUCGUGCUACUACGGAGGAAAAUAAUGUUGUGCUGCAAAGUAAUCUACAAUCUAGUCAUAACAGCACCUCAGCAUCAGCUCUCUUUUCAAAUAUGAUUUCUUCGGGGCAGUUUAACUCUCAUUCACCAUCGCAGUGUCAAUCACGACAAAGUUCUCCAGGUGGCCAAAUGACCUCAAUGUCAGUAACUCCAACGUCACUAAGAACAAGAUCAAAUGUGUAUACAAAUGUACUGACUACUCCAAAAACCCCCUUCUCACAGUCUCCUAAGAGUCAUAUGGCAACCUUGAGCCGUACACAGUCACCAUCAUUGUUUGGAGGCCAAAAUCUUCGUCUUCUCAGCUCACCUUCAUCACCAGGUCGUUCUCUCGGUCCCCUGUAUUCACCACGUUCAAUGUAUCCAUCACUAUGUAAUGAAUCUUUAAUAGAAAGUGAACCUCUUGUCCCAGAUAUCUGCCUAGAUCAUGUGUGGACUGAUCAUUCAUCUGCUCGUGCUACAAAAGCAUUCUUAACAGAAAGCAGCGUUGGCCAAAAAUACAUGUGCUUGAUGUUAACUCAAGCUGGGAUGUUGAGAUGCAUCAAGUAUGAAUACUCCAAUGAUCAUUGCAGUCUUAUAUUUGGGUCAAUAUCAUGCAUUCCAGCCAAAGAUGCAUUACCUAUCAAAGCUUUGAGAAUGAUGAUUGUGGUUGAUGGGAGUGGUAGCCUCUCCCUGUAUACUGGCGUGUCUCACGUAUGCCGUGUUAACUUGAGUGGUGUGCCACUUUUUAAUUCUUCUUUAUUUAAAGACUUUUCAUCACUCAACAUAUCAUCUCGCUUACAAAGCCCAUCUACUCCACCUUACAGUAGGCACAGUCUCCUCACGUCUAGCCGACCAGCAUCUGCUGUUGAUCCAAAGUUUGAUUUGGGAUUGUCUCCUGUAAUAACUGAAAAGUCUGCACUUGAGGGCUCCUUAUUGGAUGAUCCUGGCUUGCCUCUCUCCUCUGCCAUUGUAGCCUUGAGAGAUGAAACAAAUUAUAGAGUGACUUUAGAACAUGCCAGUGGAAUAUUGUACAGAAUAACUUUACCAGCAGUGACCUCAUCCCCCAUUGUUAAACAGGCAUUGGGGGCACUUCAGUAUAUCCUCCCUCGAGAGAGUGCACUCCUGCUGAUAAAUAAGUGGUAUGCAACAAGAAAUGCUCCAGGCUCAGGGGACUUUUCCCCACAAAGUGAGUGGACAUUGUUUUCAAUGAUGCUACUUUCAAUGAUGGGCUAUGACACUGAUAAGCUUGCUUUAACGUCAUGCCCAGUUGAAGCUUCUGGUUCCUGUAGCCCCUUAGUUGCUACAAAGAAAUUCCGUGCUGCUGAAAGUGGCUCAGACAGUGACUGGGAAUAUAUGUUAUCUUCAGCCUUUCAUAUGGCAGCUGGAAACACAUUAAGUGAGAUACUUGGAUUACAGCGAGUUGGGGUGUUACGGAAGCCUCAGGAUGAUUGUAAGGCAACAGCCAAUGUUAAAGCUCCUUUAUUUUCCCAUCUUCCAUCAAUUUUAUUUGCUCUACAUUUGGUGUAUGAGGAUUUUAAACUUAAUACUCUCCACUGGGAAUUUUGUAGUUUAUUGGUAACAUGUUUACAUCAGCUGGCUUCAGAUAUGCGGGCAGGUCAGUAUCUCCAUCACUACUGGAAAGAUUUUCCUACUAUAUGCCCAUUAAAUGGUGCUCCUACUCAAGUUCCUUUAGAAGAAAUACAGAAUUUAACUAUUCCUGCAUACUACACGGAGUGUCCUCCACAUGUACUUGGACAUUUGUAUACAAUUAUGGGAGGCAUUGAAGUUGAACCAUUUCCUUACAUUCCUGAAGUUUGCACUGCAACCAGAAAUCUGGUCUUGUUAUACUGCUUAGCAGCAGCAAACUGUUCUCUACAGGGCAUUCCUUUUGAACGUUUUUUACUGCGUCUCAAUCCUAGUGGCCAAAGACAGUUAAAUUCAACAGAAAUAAUAAUGGAUUUGCUGUGUAAGGAGGAGAGAGAGUCAAACAUUCAUGAAAAAAUUGUUCUCUUGACAGAUCAGCUUGGAUUAACUGUGCGUGACAUUCAGCUACUUUCACCUGGUGUCUCUCUUCUAUUGAUGAAUGCGCAACAUAUGUGUCGCAUGUAUCCUCCUCAGGACUGGCCAGCAUCAGCCUAUCACUUGAUUCAUAGACCUGAUCUUGUUGCUCAAAGAGAAGCAGCCACCAAAAAUACCAGUCAAAGUAAAGAUCCAUUUAAUAUUAAAGUGAGAUGUCAGAGAGAUCCUGAUUCAGUCCAGGAAGUCAAAAAAGUGUCCCAACAAUUGAAAGAUGAGGAAGAUGGAAUGGAAACACUAGACAUGGACAUGUUAAAGCUCAGGUGGCGAGAAGAUCAGCGAGUAGCAGAAGUGCGUCACAUGCUGUGCUCUUCUCGUGCAGUUACAAUAAAUAUUACACAACGUCCAGACGUGUCAGAUCAUGACUUCUUAGAAGAACAGGAGCGACAUCUUUAUGCCCUUUGUAUUAGGACAAUGUCAUUACCAGUUGGUCGAGGAAUGUUUACUCUCUUUUCUACAGCACCUGUCAUAACAGAAACCUUGCCUAUUCCCAAGCUUAAUCUCUCUGGCAAAGCUCCACCCCGAGGUACUGCCAUUGAUCUCUCAAGUAUUGAAGUACCCCCUAAUAUGGAUAUGUGGCCACAUUUCCAUAAUGGAGUAGCUGCUGGCCUUAAAAUUGCUCCAAACUGCGGUGAAAUUGAUUCAACAUGGAUUGUUUACAAUAAACUUAAAGGUUCACUAGAUAGCCCUACUGAACAUGCUGGCUUUUUAAUGGCCCUUGGACUGAAUGGGCAUCUCAGGAAUUUGGCUACAGUAAACAUUCAUGAUUAUCUUGAGCGAGGCCAUGAAAUGACCAGUGUGGGUUUGCUCCUUGGUAUAUCAGUUGCAAAGAGAGGCACUAUGGAUAUUCAGACUACGAAGUUACUCAGCGUCCAUUUAGAGUGUCUUCUGCCCCCAACAUCCACAGAGCUAGAUGUCCCACACACUGUGCAGGUUGGUGCUAUAAUUGGUGUAGGGCUUGUGUAUCAGGACACUGCACAUCGUCACAUUGCAGAAGUUCUUCUGCAAGAAAUUGGACGGCCACCAGGACCUGAAAUGGAAAAUUCAAAUGAUAGAGAAUCUUAUUCUUUGGCAGCAGGGUUAGCUCUUGGGUUAGUACUCUUUGGAAGGGGUGGAGAAGCUGCAGGCUUUACCGAUUUGAAUAUUGCAGGAGAAUUGUAUCAUUACAUUGAGGGUGGACAUAAAAGACCUCUUUUUGGAAGUAAAGAAAAGAAGUCACCAAGUUACCAAAUAAAGGCAAGAGAGUGUAUGAAUAUAGAUGUCACUGCACCAGGAGCCACAUUAGCGCUGGGAAUGAUAUAUUUUCGUAGUAACAACAGAGCUAUUGCUGAAUGGAUGGUUGCCCCAAGUACACCUUAUUUAUUGGAUCAGGUAAGGCCAGAUUUUCUCUUGUUACGCACCAUUGCCCUUGGCUUGAUAUUAUGGGAUGAUGUUGUACCAACUUCACGUUGGAUUGAGAGCCAUGUUCCUACUACGGUUCUGACUCAUGUGCAUCGAGGUGGAAAUCAGUCAGCACCAGGAAUCGACUAUGAAUCAAUGCAUCAGGCUUACUACAACAUUCUAGCUGGAGCAUGUAUGGUGAUUGGCUUAAAGUUUGCUGGGUCUGCAAACAGUGAAGCCUUUCAGAUUCUUUGGAAAUUCACACGAAUGUUUACAAAUUUUACAAAAAGGAGUGUUGCAGAGCUUGCUGGCAAGUCCACAAUUGAGACUUGUUUGAAUGUCAUUCUUUUAAGUCUCUCCAUGGUAAUGGCUGGAACAGGGGAUCUUGACGUCCUCCGUAUCAUCAGAUACUUGCGCUCAAAAAUUGGCCCUACAAAUUCCACUGUUGGGUAUGGAUCCCAUCUUGCCAUUCAUAUGUCUUUGGGAUUUCUGUUUUUAGGGGGAGGGAGGUUUUCUCUUGGUACAAGCAACAUGGCUAUUGCUGCAUUGCUAAUUGCUUGCUUCCCAAAAUUCCCGACACACUCAAAUGACAACCGUUAUCACUUGCAGGCUCUUCGCCAUUUGUAUGUGUUAGCUGCUGAGCCAAGGUUGUUAAUACCGGUUGAUGUUGACACAGGACGUCUUUGUCAAGUUCAUGUUACAUUGAAAUUUAAGGACACUGACCAGUAUAAAAACCAGAUGUAUGAAGCGAUGGCACCGCUGAUGCUGCCAGAACUUUCUAAACUGGCAGAAGUGAUUAUAGAGGGAAAUAACACCAGCAAUAGGUAUUGGACUGUCAGAUUUUUAGAAAAUGACAGUACUUGGCCUGUAUUGGAGACCCUUUUGCAUUCAGGGGAAGGGUUUGCUGUAAAGUUGAAAGAUGGACGAUACCCCUAUGGAGAUGCCCCCUCUGGUUUUCAGGUUCAGUUGGCGCAUCUUUUAACUCAGGAUAAAUCAGCUCGCUGGACAAUCAAGGGGUCAGUGUUAGAAGAAGUCAGUGGUUGUUCUGCAAGGUUAGUGAGAACGUUAGUUGGUGGCUCAUCAUGUCAGUCACCAUUGACCUUUGAGGCCUCUGCUUUAGGACUGAGUAGCAGCGGUUCACAGAUGCCAUUCAACGUAGGCAGUAGCACUGCAAAGGAUAACUCUCUCCAAAAGUUAGAAGAUGAAGAUGAGGCCUUUACUCAGGCCCUUGUGACCAUUGUGUUUGAGUACUUAUCUGUAGGCAAGCCUCAAGCUAUUACUACUUGGUUAGCAGCUCUUCAGGGUGUCCGGAGAGUGAAAGGACUGAGCCAGAAGACAGGAUUGUUAUUGUGGCAAGUCAAGCUUAUAGCUCGGGCAGCUCAUUUCCUUUAUUGUUUGACCUCAAUGUCAAUAGCAGGAAAGGAUGCUAUGGUAGAGGAUGACAGAACUCCAGUGCAACUAAGCCCUCUUGUUUCACCUGAGCAAGCACUCUCUCUGAGCAAGCGAUUGCAACUGAUUACAGAUUCAUGGUUUAAAGAGGUAAAUGAGGAAAUUCUGCGGUACUGGAAGGGCGAUUUCCGAAAACCUUUCUCAGCCAAGUGUGCAUUUACUUUGCUCAUGCAAGACCUGCCGAUAAACAAUACUGCUCUGAAAGAUAUUCAAGACUGCUCUAACCCACUGGCAUUGCUGUCUACAUUGCGGAAAGCUAAAGUACCUUCUACAGCAAUAUCUGGACUGGUGAGGACACUCUUUUGUUCAUAGCUAUUUUAUAUUUAAAGUAAAUUCUUUUAUAUGAAAAUAUGAAAUUUUUAUACAAUAAAUAAUGAAAAUUA